CCCGCCUGCUCCGCUCUUCCACAACUCAGGUUAGCUUCUUAGCUAGCUUAGUAUUUAAACACAGUGUUGCUUAGCAUUAGCUUGGUGCCGUUCAGUUUAACCGGGAACGACAGGCUCUGCCACAUUCACAGCACUACUUUGGUUUGUUUUGCAGAACUAACGCGAGCUGAUGUCCACUAAACCACGAAUAAUUACAUAAGUAAACGGAUGGACAUGUCCAGCAGGCUGGCAGUUUGGCAACAGCUGGCUGAGAGCUGUGGUCUUAGUACAGUCCGUCAGGGCCUACAGCAGGUCUGGAGGCUGCUGCUGCUCUGCCUGAUCUGCAGACUUUGCUUCAGACUGGGAGGUGUGUCUACUAUGAAGCAUGUAGUGUCAGUGUUGGCUGGGAUGUACAGCCUCUUCCUGUUCUUUGAGUUGCACAUGCUGUGGGUCCUGUUGCUCAGUGCACUCUGUUACAUUGUUCUCCUGCUCAGUCGACACUCCAGCACCAGAGGCCUCUUCCUCUCAGCCGUCAUCCUCAUCUACCUCCUCAUUGGAGAGUUGCAUUUAAUUGACAUGCUGACCUGGCAUAAAAUAAGAGGCUCUCAGAUGGUGGUGGCGAUGAAGGCCCUCUCUCUGGCCUUUGAUUUGGACAGAGGAGCAGUGGGCAGCCUACCCUCCCCAGCUGAGUUCCUGGGCUAUGUUCUCUUUGUGGGCACUGUUGUCUUUGGUCCUUGGAUCAGCUUCUCUAGUUAUAAGAACGCAGCUGAAGGCAGAAAACUGAGCUGGUCAUGGCUGCAGAGUUCCUGCAUAAGCCUCCUUAAGAGUCAACUCUGUCUGCUGGUCUCCACCUGCAUCGCCCCUUACCUCUUCCCUUUGUUCAUCCCUAUUGAUGGAAACAUAGUCACUCAGAAGUGGCUGCAUGCUUAUGAGAAUGCAGUGUCUUUCCACUUCAGUAACUACUUUGUGGGUCACCUCAGUGAAGGCACCAGCAUGCUCGCUGGUGCAGGCUUUACUGAAGAAAAAGACAACAUUACAUGGGAUAUGACUGUGGUGAAGCCUCUCAGUGUGGAAAUGCCUCGCUCCAUGGUGCUGGUGGUGACAUCCUGGAACAUCCCCAUGUCCCGAUGGCUGAAAACCUAUGUCUUUAAAAAUGCCAUGAAACUGGGGAUUUUUCCAGCCAUCCUGGUGACAUACACAGCCAGCGCCUUACUCCAUGGUCUGAGUUUUCACCUGGGAGCUGUUUUACUCUCUUUGGGAUUCAUCACAUAUGUUGAACAUGUACUGAGAAAGAAGCUUGCAUCCACCUUCAGUGCCUGUAUCCUGUCUAGGCCCUGUAACUCUGGCUGCGGCCAUCAGCACAAGAAGUUCCAGGCCUGUUUCACCUCUGACAGAAGUGUCUUUGUUGCACCUCUAACUGCACUCAACAGUGAUGUCACAGGCUGCUGGAGUACGCCUGCACAUCGAUGCAGCAAGGAGUAUUGGGUGGUGGUGCUGAACCUUGUCUUUAGCUUCCUGGCCAUCUUCCACCUCACCUACCUGGGUUCUAUGUUUGAUCCCGGAGUUGAUGAGUGGGAAGUAGAAGAGGGUUACGCAGCCAUCCACACCAUCCAGAGGUGGUCUGAACUGAGCUGGGCCAGCCACUGGGUUGUGUUUGCUUGCUGGGUCUUCUACCGUUUAAUUUAGUGACAUUGGAGCAGAUGGGCAGGACGGCAGACACCAGGUUCUUCAUAAUACAAAGGGUUUGUGUCAGUGAAUAUCAAAAUGUUGUUAUCGGAUGGGAAUGAAGGACGAGGUACUGCUCAAGAGGAAAGGACUUGUUAGAUAGGUGGAUGACUACAUCUGUGCUUGGAUAGUUCUCAAAGAUAGAGAAAGGAUACUUUGGAUGUGAAGAUGAAGUUAAUAAACAAACCUCUUCAGACCUGUUGGGAAUUGUGACCAGUCUGUUAAGAAGAGAUGGUUUGGCGCAGAGUGAGAAUGUAAUGCACAUACCUAUAGUUUAUUGUAUAAGCCCUGUGCAUCUUGCAUUAAAGGAUCAUUUCUGGACAUAUUGAAAUGAACUGCAGAAAAGGAUCAGUCCACUGAUUUGAAUGCAUGGAAAAUAUGAUCAGAAGAAAGAAACACUACAUGUAAACCCUCCUAUACAUUCAACAUUUACUUUGGCCUGUAGACAGCUGUUUGGAGAAAGGCAAGGUUAAAUGUACUUGGUCAAAUCUACACUUUCGAAUUAGUACUGUUGUAAUGUUGGUGUUAAACAAUGUCAAUGUCCAGAAAUAUUUCAGCAGUUUAGCAUGUUUAAGUAUACAUACCUGUAGAUUUUUAUGUUCUUCUGUUACAACUGUAACUGUUACUUUGUUUUUUGUGUUUUUUUUCUAUUAAAUGUUUCUGUGAAUCUAAA
Molecule: messenger RNA, 2377 nt
Organism: Xiphias gladius (swordfish)
Lineage: Eukaryota; Metazoa; Chordata; Actinopteri; Istiophoriformes; Xiphiidae
Product: protein-serine O-palmitoleoyltransferase porcupine-like
Exons: 14
Coding region: 208-1665 (485 amino acids)
Biological process (GO): protein palmitoylation; lipid modification; canonical Wnt signaling pathway
Cellular component (GO): membrane; endoplasmic reticulum
Molecular function (GO): Wnt-protein binding; palmitoleoyltransferase activity
Source: RefSeq, a predicted model, not a curated record